AUGAGUUCAUCACAAAACUCUUAUGAAAGUGCAUCAUCAGCAUUGUCCAACACUGAAGACUUAGUCAGCAAGUUGAGUUAGGGAGUGGUAGAGGUCUUGGUUAAGGGAACAAUUUGUGGAAUGGUCCAUUUGUUAGUAUUUACAGUACUAAAACAAAAAAUUCAUUACCAAUAAAGUGAGGUGAAAAAGAAUAUCAUUAUUAUUAAAAUAACAUUAUAAUUAUUUUAUUAUCAUCCAGAUGUAGAGGCUCUUGAAACCUAUUCAGAUAUAACAGCCUGUCUUGUAGAGAGUGGAAAAUGCAAGGUCAGAUUGUUCGGCUGA
This is a messenger RNA of Paramecium tetraurelia, 321 nucleotides long. RefSeq lists its product as uncharacterized. Lineage: Eukaryota; Ciliophora; Oligohymenophorea; Peniculida; Parameciidae. The transcript has a single exon. The record is from RefSeq and is a predicted model, not a curated record.